UCCAACAACAUUCAUGUUGUUGUCUAUGGCUGUAUUUGAAUCAGAAUCAGACGACGAAAGAAAUGGAAUCCGGCGAUAUAACUGAUUCUUUAAAAUCCAUCAUUAUUAAUUUGACUGAUAAACCAGAAGAUGAGAGUAUUGCACAAGAAUGUUUUCGUUUUCUGAUUCAGUUCAACAAAAAUCUUGAGGAGGAUGAGAUAAGCCAAAUAUCAUUGGAUAACUACUUACUUUUCAUAUUCAAUAAGGAAUAUGGCAUAAGUCGAUUUUUGAGAAUUGUACUUCCCAAAAAUACAUUCAGUAAAGCAAAGCUACAGUGCUUGAAAUUAUAUUAUUUAUUGGUUAACAAUUUCUCAAUGAAAAUGGAAAAAUAUUUCCCAGAAAUGAAUGAAGAGUGUCUCAUGAUAUUGAAAAAUUAUUGUACCACCUCAGAUGAAAAAGUUAAAGCUUUAACACUGUUAUAUAUAAUGUUGGAAAAAAUUAAUAUUAAUUUCAAAUUCACUAAUGACUAUUUAAGUCUCUAUAAGACGCUUCAUCAUUGUCGGGAUUUGAAGUUUGGUGAAUCUAUCUCUGAGAAGAUUUACGAGUGUUUGGGCUUGUAUGUUGAACGGCUAGAUUAUACUCUGAAGCCAGAAGAUGCCAGAAAUUUACUAAAUCAUAUAUUAUUUAAAAUUAAAGAAGAAAUGUCGAGUAUUUCUUAUUCCAAGAAAUUAGUGGCUGGACUUUUCACAAGCUUAAAACAUAUCCAGACUAGAGUUUCUUUUGAUCAUAUAGAUAAGAGACAUAUUGAUGAAUUAUAUGUUAUUAUAAAAAAAUUAUCAAAAGAUGCUUUUCACAAUAAAAUAAAAAUAACUUGCAGAGCUGCUUUGCUAUUUCUACAGAGGAAUGUAUCCCUAUUUAAUGAUAAAUUAUUCUUGGAUCACAAAUUUUGGCAUGAUACACUUCUAAAAUGGAUACAUACCUUGGGAGCUGAGGAAAAGAAAAUAGCCAGCCAAGUAAUUCUUUGUAUAUAUAUUUGUGUAUCUGGGCAAUUGAUGAGAGAAAAGAAACAAGAACACACAGUUAUAUUAAAGAAUUAUCUUGGUGGAUUUCGUCAGAUGUUGGAUAAAGAGACAAGCAGUACUCUAGAGAAACAAACAUGCAUACAUGGAAUCAGAAUAUUUUUCAAAUCUGCUUCCUCUUUACUGAGCGCCACAGACAUUUCUAAUUUUUCUUUGAAACUUCUGCAUGCUUUUAGGAUCACUUACGUUGUAGAUCAGGAAAAUUUCACAUCAGACGAGUGGUCCCUGCUUCCUGAUUAUAUACCAAUGAUUACCAGUGUCAUAAUUGUGAAAGGAAUAGACAAAGAAGGACUUUUAUUGCUGAAACAAAGUCUCAUAUUGUUGCUAAAGCAUUAUUCCUGUAUUCCCAUUCUGAACAGAAUCAAGGUUAAUGAAGCCUUUUUAGUAACACUCCAGAUGGUUAUGUCUUAUGACUUUUUUGAUUCUUUUCUGGGCGAUUUGAUUUAUCAUGGUGUAAUAUGGAGUUGUUCCCACCAGCAUAUAGCAGAACUUGAUAAGGACACUCAGGAGAUAGUAACAGUAUUAAAUUACUUUCCUUUCUGGAAAGACAUACUAAAUUCAGAUCUGAAAAAUAACAGUGAAGACAACAAAAUGAAUAUCGAAGAAAGAAGAUUGAUGACUGCACUGAUAGUGAAAAACUUGAUUGCCACCUUAUUCAUUUGCAUUAAUAAGUUGGACAUCACAAUAACAUACAAACAGUGUUACUCAACUUGCAUGAAGCAGUCAGUUGAGAUGAACAAGAAGAAUGAUUAUGUGAUAUUUUUGAAUAUUGUCGAUUUUUAUGAACAAGUAUUCCUUUUUAUAAAACCUCAAUUUCUUCAUAAAUAUAUCGGAAGGUUACUAAAUUUUUUCAUGGGACAUUCCCUUGAAUACCCAUUGAUCAGCGGGUUUUAUAGAUUACUAGCAAUUUGUCUAAGGAUUGCCUCUGAAUUGAGCUAUUUCAAUCAGACUGGAAAUGGAGAAUUUUUUGAGGGCUUAUCAAUAUAUAUGCAAUAUUUCUUGGCCACCAUAGGCCAGUAUGAAGGUGAAUUACUGAUAUCUUGCUUGAAAGUUUUACUAGAAUGUCCUGCGAAUUUAAUUGAAGAAAUGCUACCUGCCUGCAUUCCCGCUUUCAUAACGAUCUUCUCGAUUGGCAGACACUAUUUACCAGUAGCUGACCUUGGGAUUCAAACCUUAGAGAACUGGCAAAAGAGUAUAAAGCAAGAUCUUUUGGAAGAUUUUGUUGGAAAAAUAGUGGACAAACUCGGUCCCUUUUUGAGAAGUAAAUCGCUGGCAUAUUUGGCACCAGAAAUAAGAAAACCCAUUAAAUACAACAGAGCGUUGAGAAAAAGAAAAAUGGUAUUUGAAAUUGAACCAGAGCUAAUAAAACUGCAGAGGAAGAUGGUGAGAUUCUUGGGAAGACAAACCACUUCAGUUUGUGAGAAAUUAUUGGAUGGUCAAAGAAUAGUGACUGACGUGUGGAGCGACGCCCAGCAUUUGAAAUUUACUCUGUCUUUUCCUGAUAUGAAACUGGAUAUUUUCUUAGAUCAAAUGAUUCCACCGGUUGUAGAACUGGCACUUUAUUGUACAGAUCGAAAGACAAGAGUGAUAGCAUGCGAAUUAUUGCAGGGAUUGGUGAUUCUGUUUCUCGGAAUUUCUAAACAAAUCACCGACAAGGAGGAAAGGGAAUUGGGAGGUGUGAUGAAAAAAUCCACUUCAGCGAUAUUGGAACUUGGCUGUGAUCCCGAUGAAGUAGUCAGGGGUUUAUUUGAACCGCUUAUUUUGCAGAUGAUCCAUUGGUAUUCCACCCCUUACAAGUCUGCAAAAUAUCAUACAGCAAUUAUUUUAGAAGCUCUUACUGAAGGAGUAUGUUGUACUACAAAUCCAAAUGUUAGGUCCUUUUCUGGUAAAUGCAUAGGGGAAUUUGUUAAAUGGACCAUAAAGCAAUCUACAGAAGCAUCCUUACAACAAAAUCCCUUAAACGUCAAAAUCUUGAUUAGGAAAAUGAGGUUUCUUAGCACCCAUCCAGAACAAUUCAAGAAAUUAGGUGCCGCAAUAAUGUUCAACAACUUUUACAUUUUUCUCAGAGAGGAGAAAAGUCUUCUGAAUAUAUUUUGGAUUGAAAUUUUUGAAAUAUUCAUUUCUUCGUUACAUUUUAUUGAAAAUAAUUUCGAAAACAGGCUCAUUAUUUCAGAAGUUAACAUAGCUUUGAAACACUUACAGAGGGGUUUUGUGGAAAAAGCAUGUCUCUUUAGAACAAAAGAUGAAAAACGUAGAAAACCACAUGGAUUCGAAGGCACAACUUGUAUCGACAUAAUGAAAUUUCUACUCGGAAAUGUAAGGUCCAGAAACUCUUUAUGCAGAGAAAAAAGUGCCGAAUUAUUUUCCUCCCUUUUACCCUAUUUUUCCUCUAUGGAAUAUUUUCAUAAUAUACAAAACGAUCCUUCGUACUGGUUGAAAACUACCAGUGAAAUAAGCACUAACAUUGAGUUAACGGAGUUAAAUAAAAUAACAGACUUAUUUCAAUGGAUGUCUGAAUUACAAAGAGGACUGGACGGAUUGAUAUUUUUCUUAGAAAACGCAAAGGUGAUAAAUCAAAACCUGAAUGAUGCUGAUGUUGUUCAAAGUAUAUGUUACUACUUAAAAUUUGUGGCAACAAGAAGCAUUGAAGAAAUUAUUGAAUCUGCCAAUGAAAAACAAAUGGUAAUAAGUGUAAUCGACAAAAGGACUUUUAAAAAUGAAAAAAAAUUGAUCGAUAGGAAAUUCUUAAUUUUUUCACAUCGUGUUCUGAAUAAAAAUUGCGAAAUUGAACAUUUGUGGAAUAGAGAGCUGUGGUCCUUCAUAGUACAUUUGUUGUUUGAUCUAAGAGAUGAUGUGCUAGAAGAAGAUAAUAACAAGAAACAGUUGGAGUGUUUUUUGAAAUGUGCAAUCCAUAAGCUUCCAGAAGAAAAGCGUGAGGAAUUGAAAGAGCAUUUGAUAUUUCACAUAAAGAAUAAUUUUUCUGAUGAUUUAGAAUUGAACUCCCCCAUCAGUGUCAAGCAGAAAAAGAUCAUUUAUGGGAUGAUUAUUUUAAAGAACUGCGGCUAUGAUGAAAUUUAUAAUUUCAGUUCCUUAUAUCCGCAAAUUUUGCAAAAGUUUAUCAGGAAGUGCCUCCUCAAGAGUUGCAAGAAUGAAAUGCUCUACUUGAACGAAGAAGAAUUGUAUUAUUACAACAUGGUUUGGAAAUUUAGCUUACAGAAUGAGUUCAAAGAAUUUGUGUAUUAUUUAUUCCAUACAGAUAAAGUGGAAGAUCAAGAAGAAAGGGGAAAAGUAUCCAUUGGUUCAUUCCUUCUAAACAAUUUCGAGGAUGUUAUAAUUCCAAAAUUAAUAGAAAAUUUUGAUCAAUUUUUGAAGUUGUCUACUAGCAGUGAGGAAUUUACUUCUGAUUGCAUUCUGUAUAUAAAAAGGAUAUUGAUGUACAUUUCCCGAUUCAAAGGAAACAUUUCCUGGCCUGCUGCAGUUUCGAAAAAAAUUGAAGACAACUGGAAAUAUUUAAGAAAUUUCUUGAGCAGAGAUUUUUCUAGCCUGCUGGAAGGCUUAGAACUGAUCGAGUCGUUGAAUUCUAUAGGGAAAUCAAAUUUCCUUACUUCUUCUUCCAUUUUGAUAAUAUUAGAGAACAAUGAAUUUAUAUCUUUUCAAAAUCCUUUUCAGCCAAAAUUGCAAGUUUUAGAAUUUCUUUUCAAACAUUUAGAUUCAACUACUGAGGAGAAAUAUUCUGCAACUUUAAGAGCUGUAAUAAAUCAAAUCGUAACAGAGAUUUCUCAAGAAAAAGACAGAAAUGCACAAAAUUUAUGUUUAAUAAAAAUCAGCAAAUUGUAUCAAACGCUUGGAGAAAGCAGGUCCAUAUUAUUAUUUGAACUUGUUAUCAACCUCUUCUUGAAGUUUACUGAUUUUGGACAAUACGUCAAAGAUGUAAUCAUUCUAAAAACAUAUGUAAAGAGGCUCUCAGAAAAAGAUCAGCUGGAAAUUAUGACAACGCUAGUGAAUGAAUUGAAGAAUCCGACAUAUUCAACAGAUUUAAAAAUGAAGCUAGGGAAAGAUAUUUUGGUAACAGUGUUUCAGAAUACUUCUCUAGAAGCAUUUCAACUUUAUUUCUUGGAUAACAUAGAAUCGAUUUUGAAGGAAUUGAAAAAUCAAUUAUCCGAAGAUAAUCUUGCUAUCAAGAUAAUCAACUUUGUACUAGUGGAAAUUCUAUUUGCAAGAGUCUCUAUUGGAAAAGACAACGAAAUAAACCAACAGUUGCAGAUGGCUGCCUUACCUGGAAAUACUUCAGACUAUAAAGAACUAAUGCGAAGUUUCUUGAAGUGCACAUUAAGCACUUUUCGAGAAAAUAUUAGUGUUACAACAAAAAACGAAGAAUUGCUACGAAUUUGCCGUUGUCACUGUUAUAAUACAUUGGUAUCUAUUGCGGUGAAUAGCUUGAAUGACCCCAAUUUCCAUGUGAAAUUAUUCACAAGAAUCGAGGGAAAGGAGGAUAUUUUGUGGAGAAACCUGGUGGAUCUGAAGAAAUCUUAUGGAUUUGAGAAAGAUUUCAACAGUCUUCCUCAGAAAAAGAAAGUGUUUGUUAACAUAAAAAAAGCAUCACUGGGAGAGCCAUCUUCUAUUGAUAUCCAAACAAAGAUAUUGAGAUCCCAAAGGAUAUUCAAUAGUUCACUGGGUGAAGAUAUCACCAAACAUGACUUGAACAAUGUUGCUCUUAGAACAGAACCUUCUUCAGAAAUCAAGGGUGGAAUUGCAGAAAUCGAAAUGGAUUUCAUCCAAGUUAACGAUCAUGAGUGUAUGGCUACAAUUUGCGCACUUAUCAAUCAUUUGGCAGAAACAAGUUUCUUCAAUAUCGAAAAUGAGCCUCCUGAACUUCCACUUUGCCUUAAAGGAUUAAGGAAUGUACUUCUUCAUGAGACUACCCCAGUGAAUGUUAGAAUAUUCUUGGUUAAAAUAAUUGAAAACACUUCCCACAUUUUCAGUAAUUAUUCAAAGUGGUUUCUCACACCAAUAAUGAAGUUUAUUGUUGAUAAAUGUGCCGGAGAUGAAAUGAAUUUUUUCAUAACAGAUUUGGUGGUAAUGUUGGCGAAUUGGUCUGAAAAAUCCCAACCUCAGGAUGAUUUGGAGCAAGAUCUAGCAAUGAAAGUAAUAGAAUUCUUAUUUGAUAAAUUAUCUACCGAUCGAAGGGACAUCUUCAAGUACAACCUGGAGCUUAUUGGAAUAUUGUUGGAGGCGUGGAAAACCACCAUGUCCAUCUCUAGGUCUUUCCUCAUGAGUGUGUUAACAUCCUCAAAAAGCGAGGAAACAGAUAAAGAAAUUCAAUUCCUAUCUCUGCUCUUACACAAUAAUUUGUUCAUUUUUGAAGCAGAUAUUAUUUCAGACUUUCUAACAUUUGUUGGUAAACGAUUGAAUUCUUCUAAGAAAGCAAUUUAUAUGCCCUGUUCGGAAAUGUUGGGGAUAUUCCUCAGACUAUGGAAAGAGAAAAAUGUCUUUGGAAAUUAUGAAGAUUUAGGGAUCGAAUCGAUAAUGAGUAGAAUUUGGGAAACCGAUAAAGACAAGGGCGGAUUUAUUCUUGAAGGAAUAUCAAUUCAUAAUCCCGAAUUUCUUCAGGAGAAACAUAUCAUAAGAUUGAUGAGCAGAUUUGCCUCCGUUAUACCUAAUUCUCAAUAUAUCUUUUUGAAAGUGAUGCUACGGGCAACAUCGGUACUUGAAUCUGUAAACGAAUUCAAGACGGAGAAAUGGGAAGAAUAUAUAAACAGCGAAUCUUCCGACGUUCAAAUUGGUACCUUGAGUUUGAUCCAAAAGACCAUAAGCAUAUUAGAGAAUGAACCUUCUUUCCGUACUAUCAUUGCAGCAGUUUGCGAGAAGGCAAACAGUCCAAAUGAAUUGUGCAAAAAACUAGCAUAUGAAAUUGUGAUUGAUAUUUGCUCUGAUCAUUUGAAAAAUCCCUCCAAGUUUUCCAACGUGAUGGAUAUCUGUAAGGAUGUCCUAAUGGAUGGUUUAGCAGAGGAAAAUCAAGAACUGUUGCAAACCAUCAGAAACUUUUGGAUAAAUUCUAAUAUUUUGUCGAAUAACUUAAGUGAAAGAUUCAUACAAUGCUUUUCCUCAAUUUAUAAACCUAAGAACGAGGAUAAAGUUUUAGGAACUGGAAUGAAUUUUCUGUUGAGUUCGCUGAAACUCGAUCAAGAUUUUAAUAAAUUAUUAUUCGAUCAUCCCCUCGAGGAUUGCGAUUUUGAGGAUUACGAAUUGAGCGUCAAUCACCUCACUCAACAUCCUUACGAAGUGCCCAUGUUUGCAGAAACGUUCCUCGAUAGUCCAAUCGUUAAAACUGAAAACCAGUUCAAGUUUGGAGAAAUGCGAGCCACACAAGAGGAUUUCACCUUUUCUUUGACCAUUCCUUCCAAGCAGGAUCAAGUUAUUUCGCAGUUUUUGUCCUCUCAGAGUAGUCUUUUUCUGGAAACGCAAACCUUCCCUGGUAAUAUGGAUAAUUUCAAGGAUCCAAAUAAACAUUUGAAACAUAAGAUAUUGAAGAGACGAUUUCUAAAAAGCAAAGCGAAAAUAUCUGAUUAUUUUGCCAACAGUGAAGUAAAGUCGAAAGUUCAAAAGGUCCAGAACAGAGCUAAAAAGGCGAAAGAGAGAGAUAGACAGGUAUGCAUCACACGCAAGUAUAGAAAAGGGGACUUUCCAGACAUACAAAUACCACUUUCCUCAAUUAUCGAACCCCUUCAAAAAUUGGCAACGGAGAAUUCUGAUAUCGCCAAAUUAUUAUAUUUCAACUUAUUUGAAAACCUCAAAGAGAAGAUGAGCAGUGUAAACUGGUUGGAUUUAACUGAAAUAAUUGCAACCAUAUUUAAAACUUCUUCAGAAUUCAACUCGAACCUGUUGCGAACAUUGAUGGAUUUUAUAAUAGCCUCGAAAUCGAAAAUAAAACUGGAUCCUUAUUUAAUUGUAGAGUGUUGUUUGUCUAGUUCGUUAGUUUCAACUGGCACUUUGAUAAUCGAGAAUUAUUUGAUGCAUAUGGAUGAAGCAGAGCCUCUGCCAAAAAAAGUCAAGGGUGUAAAUACUUCUGAUGAAUGUAUUCAUUGGAUAAAACUGGCUGAACUAUACAAAGAAUUGAAUGAGUGGGAUGUAGUAUGUUCCAUAUUCCAAAACAAAGUUCCGUGUGAUGAUAUCGUUAAAAAAGCCAUUUCUACUGACCACAAAAAAUUGUGGGCUCAAGCGAAAGAUUUAUAUCGCGAAGUUUUAGAGAAAGAUAUGAAUGAAAAUAAUAGAGACUUUUACUAUGAAGCGUAUUUUAGAUGUUUCGCUAAUAUGGGACAGUGGAAGAAAAUUUCAGACACUAUAAAAUUGACAGAAGGCCCUUCCUGUUGGGACAACAUGUGGGAAGAAGACUGGAAGCGAAAAAAAUUAUUACCUUGGUAUAUAACAGCGGAGGUGAACGAUAUGCUGUUUAAGGAGGAACUUAGUGUGGAUUUUCUGGGGACUAUCAAUAAGGCGCUUUGCGAAAACAGCAGAGCUGGUUAUCUAAAAUCUGCUUUUCCAGAGCAUAUAGCGAUGAUGUGGAUGCUGAACGAGGAUCUUGACGCCGCCGAAAUGUAUUUGAGGAGUUCCAUAGACUCUUUCUUGAGCCAGUGGCAGGUUUUAGAUCCCAUGUUUCGUAGCGUACGCUUCAAGAAAAUUCUAAAACUUCGUAGAUGUACAACAAUUUAUGAGUUCAUCGAUAUUUAUCGCAUGUUUGGUUCUAUAGAGAUUGAGAAAAUCUUUGGUUUUCUAGAAAUACUUUGGUCUAAUACACAUUACGCGCCUUCUUAUCCAACAAUGCUUCAAGAAAUCGAUAUUCUGUAUUACAAACAAUUUUUAAGCUUGAUCCAUUCUAAAAUAUCAUCACUCGAGGAUAUGGAAUCUAAUUCGUAUAUCGAAAGAAUAAAUGAUUGGAAACUGAAAUUAGAUCUGGGAUUGGUUGAUGCAGCUUUGGGAGAAAACAACUUUUAUUUGGCUAGGAAGUACCUGGAAUCACACAGAAACCACGAAGGAGUAGAUAUGUAUCUGGCCAAAAUGACGUUCAUAAAAUCUUGUUACACAAAAAAUCCGUCGGAUACUUUGGGAAUUAUUGUUAAAUCACUGGAUAUGUUAGAAGAUCUCUCGAACAAGGAAAAGAAUAAAGAAUCUCUUCUCAAAAUUCAUUUGACUGUCUUCGAAAUAUUAGGAGAACUCUCAAAAGUUCUCGAUAGCAGUGAAAAAAUUCCAGAUAACUUGAACGAAAAACUAGAACGAAUAAUAGGCCACCAUGUGCUGAAAUCGAAAGGAUUCCAAGAUUAUGGAGCAACUAGAAUAUAUCAAUUUCUAGAAGAAUACGAUUCAGAGGAAAUCAGUGUUACUACUAUGUCAGAUGCUUACCUCAAAGUCUCCUAUUAUAUGAUAGAAAAACAAAACAUCGAUGUAGACAUUCUGAACAAGAUGGUACUGCGCUCAAUGAAACUUGGGUUGGCUGAAGCUAGACAGUUAUUUCCCAUUCUUUUACAACAGGAAAAUCUGGGAACUUUGUAUAAAUCCGUGUUUGAACAUGAAAGUACAUCUGUGCCAACCUGGAUGUUCCUCAAUUGGAUUCCUCAGCUAUUGGCCAAUAUGAAUUCUGAAACUAUUUAUGCUAUAGAUUCAAUAAUAAUGAGAAUAGCAGAAAAUUAUCCCCAAGCUAUAAUGUAUCCUUAUAGGCUUAGUCGAGAGACUUUCAAUACCGAUAAUAUUUAUCUGUCUGGGAUUGUGGAAAGAAUGGAUAGUUUGUUGUUGAAUGAAGAUUUCGAUAGAUUUCUGAAAGCAGUUGGAAACGUAUGUUUACCUGAAAAAAAAUUAGUUCAUUACGUAGAUAAAAUAAGGAAAAAUAUAGGAAACUCAGAAGAACUAGAAAAUAUUCGAAAUUUCAUCCUAUCAGAAUUUUACGGAGAACAAAUUGAUUUUAAUAACCCCAAAUGCUUGUAUGGCAAUGUUUUCAAAAGAAUAAGGGACUUUAAAAAAUACUUUCAAGAGUUCAAAAGUGAUCGGGUGUUGAAUGACAUGGAAGAGCUAUCUAUUAAACUGAAAAACAUGGGAAAACCAAAAAGCCUAUUACUCAAAGACUGCAGUCCAUGGUUAGCCAAUUUUUCCUCAACAGAGGUGCAGAUGGAGUUUGAAAUUCCAGGACAAUAUAAUGGAAAAACAAUGCCCUUACCACAGUAUCACAUAAAAAUAUACAAGUUUCAUCCGGAAGUCUCUGUAAUGAAUUCCCUUAGGAAACCUAUCAAAUUCACAAUUUUGGGAAACAAUACAAAGGAAUAUUCAUAUUUGGUAAAAUUUGGAGAAGAUAUAAGGCAAGAUCAAAGAAUCGAACAGUUGUUCGAUCUUAUGAAUGAUAUAUUUCGAAAAAAUUAUUCUCAACAAUUUUCUCUGGAAACCUUUGAGGUCAUUCCAUUAACCACAAGUCUGGGUAUUAUAAGGUGGAUAGACAAAACCAUUAUGAUGGAAACUUUCAUGAAACGUGCAAGCAAUAAGGCAAAUUCCCUUGAUGCACCUACGAUUGAAUAUUCCAGAUUUAUUUUCUCAUCUAAAAAAGGUGUCAACAAUAAUAUGGAGGCAUAUGGUGAGAGCGCCAAAGUAUAUGACAGAAAUAAAGUAAUUUCGAAAUAUCAGAGAGCAGUGAACGAAAUCGAUAAGGAUAUUUUAAGGAAAGCCUUUUGGAACUUGAGCACCAGCACUGAAAGCUUCAUAGCUUUACGUCACAAUUUCAUGCGCAGCUACGCAGUCAUGUGUGUGGCACAUUGGAUUCUUGGGAUUGGAGAUCGCAAUCUGAGCAACACCCUCAUUAGUUUGGAAGACGGUCACGUGAUAGGCAUCGAUUUCGGUUAUGCUUUUGGCACGGCAACACAAAUGCUUCCAGUGCCAGAAUUGAUUCCCUUCAGAUUGACUCCUCAAAUUGUCAGUUUCAUGGAGCCUUUGGGAGUGAUGGGUCAUUUUAGGGAAUCCAUGAUAAACACGAUGAAAUGCCUCAAAGAGUACAAGAAGUUACUUGUAGCAACAAUGAGCGUGUUCAUAAAGGAGCCCUCUUUGGAUUGGUUAGAAAUACCAAAAUUGCAUCAAGAAAGUGAUAUCACCAACUCAGAUUGGUUUCCAUAUCGCAAAAUAAAUCAAGUAAAACGAAAAUUGGACGGCAUAAAUUCCACAGAGAUCGUGAUAGAAGACCUGAAAGAUGGACAAGUGAAAGAAUAUGCGAAUAUUUACUGCAAAUUGGUCAGCGGCAUGCCUGAAUAUGAUUAUAGAGCUCAGAUAGCUAGGAGUGGUUUGUCUGUCGAACAACAAGUUGACUGUCUAAUUGAUCAAGCAAGGGACUAUAAUUUACUUGGAAGGGCAUACGUAGGUUUGAGACCAUGGGUAUAAUUUUUUUUUUUUUAGAUAUAUUUCACCUUGUAAUUUGAUAUUGCUGUUGUGGCAUAUAAAAACGCAAAAUUGCAAGAUCUCUUGUAUAUUUCUGGAUAUAAACAAUUUUUUACACUUUUAUAAAAUAUUUACAAUUCAAUACAAUAAUAAAAAGAUUAUCAGAUCAGUCAAAUAAAUUAAAUCAAUAAAAAGUAACUACAUAACGAUUUCCAAACUAAAAAUAGUUUGUUAUAUUUAAAGAGACUGGUUUAACAAUGAUUAUUGUUUGAUGAUUUUUAUUUAACCUUAAUUAUGAUUUAUAAAGUCUUGCUAAAAAUAAAACCAAAUUUCGGUUUCACUGAUCUUGGUCUUUUUUCAUUAAGCAUUUGAUAUCUGAAUUGAAAAUUGUUGAUCGUUUCAAGAUUGGAAUAUAGUAAAUGCAAACUCUAUAUUAAGAACAACAUUUUCAAUUCAACAUCUGAAAACAAUAAUAAUGUGAUGAGCAUUCUUAUUUAUCACAAUUGGGCCUAUCACAAGAAAAUUGCCAAUAUGUAAAAUAUUUAAUAACAAAAAAAAAAUAUUUGGAAAUAAAAAACAUAUUUGCAAAAUUCCUCAAAAAAUAUACUAAUACGACCAGCAUCAGUUUUAUGAGCUCAAAUGUUAAUGAAGAGAGCUUUCAUUCCUAUUUUAAUAUAGAAACAUUUCCAUGAUUUUGAGUUCAAAGCAAUGAAUACUGAAUUAUUUUCUAAACUAAAGGAUCUACAUAUAUAUAAUUGCUUUUGAAAACGAAACAAAUAGUAUUGAAUUUUUAUCACAGGCAUAUACAAUUUAGCUGAAUAACUCAUGACUCGUUGCACCAAUAUAUCAACAAGAAAUGUAGACUCAGCAUAUAU
Molecule: messenger RNA, 12337 nt
Organism: Coccinella septempunctata (seven-spotted ladybird)
Lineage: Eukaryota; Metazoa; Arthropoda; Insecta; Coleoptera; Coccinellidae
Product: DNA-dependent protein kinase catalytic subunit-like
Exons: 23
Coding region: 63-11465 (3800 amino acids)
Biological process (GO): telomere maintenance; double-strand break repair via nonhomologous end joining; intrinsic apoptotic signaling pathway in response to DNA damage
Cellular component (GO): nucleus
Molecular function (GO): protein binding; DNA-dependent protein kinase activity
Source: RefSeq, a predicted model, not a curated record